Messenger RNA from Carlito syrichta (Philippine tarsier), 1602 nucleotides. Its product is annotated as alkaline phosphatase, placental-like. Gene Ontology annotation, biological process: dephosphorylation. Lineage: Eukaryota; Metazoa; Chordata; Mammalia; Primates; Tarsiidae. Gene Ontology annotation, cellular component: plasma membrane. The transcript has 11 exons. The coding region runs from base 1 to 1602 and encodes 533 amino acids. The record is from RefSeq and is a predicted model, not a curated record. Gene Ontology annotation, molecular function: alkaline phosphatase activity.
AUGCAGGGGUCCUGGGUGCUGCUGCUCCUACUGGGCCUGGGGCUCCAGCUCUCCCUUGGAGUCAACCCAGUUGAGGAGGAGAACCCAGACUUCUGGAACCGCAAAGCAGCCGAGGCCCUGGAUGUCGGUUCAAAGCUGCAGUCCACGCGGGUGGCUGCCAAGAACCUCAUCCUUUUCCUGGGGGAUGGAAUGGGUGUGAGUACCGUGACGGCCGCUCGAAUCCUAAAGGGGCAGAUGAACGGGAAACUGGGACCCGAGACGCCCCUGGCCAUGGACCGCUUUCCUUACCUAGCUCUGUCCAAGACAUACAGUGUAGACAGACACGUAACAGACAGUGCAGCCACAUCCACGGCCUACCUGUGCGGGGUGAAGACCAACCUCCAGACCAUUGGUGUGAGUGCUGCUGCCCGCUUCGGCCAGUGCAACACAACCCGGGGCAACGAGGUCAUCUCUGUGAUGAACCGAGCCAAGAAAGCAGGGAAGUCAGUGGGAGUGGUGACUACCACGAGGGUGCAGCACGCCUCCCCAGCCGGUGCAUAUGCGCACACAGUUGACCGCGGCUGGUACUCAGACGCCAACAUGCCUCGCUCAGCACGCCGAGAGGGCUGUCUGGACAUCGCCACGCAGCUCAUCUCCAACAUGGACAUUGAUGUGAUCCUGGGUGGUGGCAGAAAAUACAUGUUUCCCAGGGGUACUCCCGACCCUGAGUACCCAACCAACGCUAGGCAGAAUGGAACGAGGCUGGACGGGAAGAACCUGGUACAGGAGUGGCUGGAUAAGCACCAGGGUGCCCGCUAUGUUUGGAACCGCACAGAGCUCCUUCAGGCAUCCCAGGACCCGGCUGUGACUCACCUCAUGGGCCUCUUUGAGCCUGGAGAUAUGGAAUAUGAAAUCUACCGAAACAAGACAUUGGACCCCUCCCUGAUGGAAAUGACGGAGGCAGCCCUGCGCCUGCUAAGCAGGAACCCCCGUGGCUUCUACCUCUUUGUGGAGGGGGGCCGCAUCGACCAUGGUCAUCAUGAAGGCAUAGCUUAUAGAGCUCUGACAGAGGUUGUCAUGUUUGACGAUGCCAUCGACAGGGCAGGCCAACUCACCAGCGAGAAGGACACGUUGACCCUUGUCACCGCUGACCACUCCCACGUCUUUACUUUUGGUGGCUACCCCUUUCGAGGGAGCUCCGUCUUUGGGUUGGCUGUCGGCAAGGCCCAGGACGGCAAGGCCUACACGUCCAUCCUGUAUGCUAACGGCCCAGGCUACGUGCUCCAGUCGGGCAUCCGGCCUGAUGUCACUGAGAAGGAGAGUGCGGAUCCAAAAUACCGGCAGCAGGCGGCCGUGCCCCUGUCAGGGGAGACACACGCAGGCGAAGACGUGGCGGUGUUCGCGCGUGGCCCCCAGGCGCACCUGGUGCACGGUGUGCAGGAGCAGAGCUUUGUCGCGCACGUUAUGGCCUUCGCCGCCUGCCUGGAGCCCUACACCACCUGCGGCCUGGAGCCCUUCGAUGGCACCACCAGUGCUGCACGCUCAGGGCUGAAUGCGGGCACAUCGCUGCCAUUGCUGGCGGGAACCCUGCUGCUGCUGCUGGGAGCCGCCACUAUGUCUUAA